Camelina sativa (false flax) is the source of this 1642-nucleotide messenger RNA. Lineage: Eukaryota; Viridiplantae; Streptophyta; Magnoliopsida; Brassicales; Brassicaceae. The record is from RefSeq and is a predicted model, not a curated record.
UCUACCUGAUUCUUCAAGUAAAUUUCAAAAGUUGAGACCUCCAUGAGCUGUCUAUAACAACGAUUCCAACUUAAUCUAGCUGCUUCUACAGUGCUGAAUUGUGGGUUUUUUUUGUUAGCUGUUUUUAUAGAGAGUAGUGUUCGUUUCUAACUGAUGAAGCGAUAAAAGCAUCAAUCUUUUUGUGUGUCUGCGAUUACUAACACUGUACAAUGGAAGUUGGAACCUUUGACCUUGUUUUCUUUAAAAUUGCCAAUUGAGUCGUAACUCGUAACCAAAGUGGCACAGUGAGAUUGUUCUUGGUUUAAACCUGAGUGUGGAUGGUUUCUCUUUCCAUAUGAGUUUAUGUAUCUCCAGAUCCCUUUCUAAGCGAAUGAUAUUUAUAGUAGUUGAGUUUUGGUUUCUUUAUGUUUAGCAGCGGUUUCACUAUGGAUGCGGUGGGUGAAGGUUCUUCUACUCAAAAGAAUGAGGUAGGAGAGAAGCCUGUGAUUGUUAGAGUUAAGCGAAAAGUUGGACAGUCUUUGCUCGAUGCUUUCUGGUUGGAGAUAAAUGAAAGACCACUCAAACGGCAGACUCUGGCUUUAUCACAGCUUUCUAUUUCAAAUUCAGGAGAGAGAGGUUCUUCUGUGUCAGAGGACGUGAAACCGAAGAAGGUUCUAGUGCGGCAUUUGGAGACAGUCACGGACUCUGAGACCACGGCUGACAUUGUCCAUUCUUUCUUUGAGUCUGAUCUUAAUGACAAAAGUGGCAGUAAAGGAAAGUUUGAGGAGCGGAAAAUUUCUUUCAAGAAAGACAAUAGAAAGGAACAGCGCCUGACCAAAGCUGUACAACAGCAACAGAUUGCUGCAGAGAAUGCUCGGUUUGAGCAGAUAUGGCGGAGUAGGAAUGGAAACACGGAAGGCAUCCAUGAUAGGUGUCAUUUCUAUGACGUUCUUCGUGUUGAUACUGAAGAAAGACGAGACACUGCACAAGAGGUUACUUCCUUGGAGGACCAGAAAAUGCUCGCUAGUUUCUUGCCUCUUCUCAGAGAGUGUAUUCCAACAGCAGCUGAAGAGAUUGAGGCUGAUAUUCAUUCUAGUCGCACUGAAGAAUAUGUUUAUGACUAUUAUGCUGUGAACGAAGAGAUGGAUGUCAGCAAAGAUAGUUGCAAGAGCCAGUUUCCUCUUGUCAUAGUCGAGGAUGAAGAUGACUUCUGCGAUAAACCUGAUGAAUCAGACUACGACUCUGAUGAUUCAAAUGGUACACUUUUCAACCACCCAUAUAGCUUCCCAGAUGAGAUCUCUGAAGACGAGGAGGAAGAAAAAAAAGAAGAAGAAGAUGAUGAUGAUGAAACAGAUGAAGAAAAGAGUGAAGCCUCUGAUGAAUCAGAAGACGAGGAGACUGCAGAAAGACAUGUGAGAAGGGUCCUUGGAGACGACGAGUUUGAUGAUUAUGAAGAUUAUGGAGAGGAUGCAGAUGGUUAUGGGGACAGCGAUGAGGAGUUCGAGUCUAGUUAAUGGUCUUACCGAUGAGUUUUGUGUACAUAAUGAAGAUUAUGCUUGUGUUACAUUCUGAUUAAGAGACAGUGAAGACCAUUAGUGUAAGGCUGUGGAACAAAAUUGUGCCUCCACUUUUAAACAAACGUAACCAAAAGUUGACACCUCCA